GUAAAGUGGUCCAGCUGCUGUUCAGUCCCUCAGAGAGUCCGGCAGGGACAGCUCAGACUCACAGAGCGCGCGCGGGAGCUGCAGUGAGGGAGGAUUACACUCUCCUGGACUGGCUUGGAUGUGCGUGUGAAUGAGAGGAGUGAUUGAGUUAUCAGAAGAGGGAAAAGGCUGUGACUGCUUCACUCUGACAGUCACCCCGACACUCACAUCUCUGACACACACGUGAGGAAUGAGUUCACCUGCUGGGAGACGACCCAGGACCAUGAACACGGAGUGAGCGUGGAGGCGCGCAAGGGAUGGCCAUCAUUACGCACGCGCUCCUGGCUGCGUUACUCCUGCAGUUUUGCUCUUGUUAAAAGCUGAGGGCGCGUGUUUGUGUGUGCUCUCUCUGUUUCUCGGUAUAAAGCAGCGGGUCAGCGGUGAUCAGCAGUGCAGAGCAGCGGCAGCAGGUUGGGGGAUGUACGGCUGCACCAUGCUCGCUCCCGCGGUCCGGUCCGGAGCGCAUUCAGCGCGCAGUGGAUUUAUGGGGGAAACAGUCAAGCGUUGCGAUUUCUAAAGUAAAGGGUUUUUCAUACAGUUCAUAAAAGGGAUCAGGACAAAGUCACCAUGCUCUUCUUCACUUUCUGGACCUUCUUUCCUCUUCUGGACGUGGUGUCCUUUGCUGGGGCUCAAGAGUUGAGUCAGUCUCGUGUGCCUCGUCUGGACUGUGUGAGAGCUCAUGAGCAGUGUCUAGCCAAAUACGGCUGCAGCACCAAGUACCGCACCAUGAGGCAGUGUGUGGCCGGCAGGGCGAGCAACAUGAGCAUGCUGGCCGAGCCUGAAGCACAGGAUGAGUGCAGGAGUGCCAUCGAGGCCAUGAAACAGAGCCCUCUCUACAACUGCAAGUGCAGAAGAGGCAUGAAGAAGGAGAAGAACUGCCUGCGCAUCUUCUGGAGCAUCUAUCAGAGUCUGCAGGGCAAUGAUUUGCUGGAGGACUCUCCAUAUGAACCAGUGAACAGCCGUCUGUCUGACAUAUUCCGCCUGGCGCCCAUCAUAUCAGGUGAAGCGGCAUUUUCCAAGGACAACAACUGCCUGAACGCUGCCAAAGCCUGCAACCUGAACGACACGUGCAAGAAGUACCGCUCAGCCUACAUCAACCCCUGCACCAGCAGGGUCUCCACCACCGAGGUGUGCAACAAGCGCAAGUGCCACAAGGCUCUGCGGCAGUUCUUCGACAAGGUGCCGGCCAAGCACAGCUACGGCAUGCUCUUCUGCUCGUGUCCGUCUAGUGACCAAUCGGCCUGCUCUGAACGCAGGCGCCAGACCAUCGUACCGGCCUGCUCGUAUGAGGACAAAGACAAACCCAACUGCCUCAACCUGCAAGAAUCCUGCAAAACCAACUACAUCUGCAGAUCUCGCCUCGCUGACUUCUUCACCAAUUGCCAGCCAGAGGCUCGUUCAAUAUCGGGCUGUCUGAAGGAGAGCUAUGCGGACUGCCUGCUGGCUUACUCUGGUCUUAUAGGCACAGUGAUGACCCCAAACUACCUUCGCUCUCCCAGCAUCAGUGUGUCUCCCUGGUGCGACUGCAGCAGCAGCGGCAACGGGAAGCCAGAAUGUGACAAGUUCUCAGAAUUCUUCACUAACAACCGCUGUCUCCGUAAUGCUAUCCAGGCCUUUGGUAAUGGUACAGAUGUUGGGGUGUGGCAGCCCCAGCCUCCGAUACCACCCACUGCCCCCCAACCCAACAACCGGAACUCUAAUGCGCUGGAUGACCAGACACUCUCCAAUGACCUGGACCCAAGCAAUGACCAUCUAUACAGCUUCUGUGGAAGCCUUCAGGCUCAGAAACUGAAGGCAAAUGCCACAAUAGAAGUUCCCUGCAUGGAUCCCCCUCUAGCUGACCCCAGCAACUUCAAUGCUAUAGCAGGAAGCUCGACCGGCCACAUCCACUCUGUGACCGUCCCUGUGCUGCUGCUGGCCUUGCUCUCUGCUCUCCAGCUACUGCCCCACAAGGCCCUGCUUUUGUAGCCCAACCCCAGUCUGGACUGCUCGUGUAUCAUACUCACCACUCUGUUGUAUUUGAUCUUCUUCUGCAAGUGAUGCUGUAUGAGGUGUUGAUGUCUACAUGUGCUAAAGCUGCUUUUUCUUUCUGACCGAUGGAGGAUCUGUUCUGAUGGACAAAAGUAAAAAUCAGAGAGUUACUGACACAGAAGCAAAAGGUCAUCUGUGAACUUGAUGAAAACUGGACUUGUGUAACAACCCCAGUGUGAUCUACAGUUUUGGAGAUAAAGUAUUUCCCUCUGCUGCCUGGAUGAGAACUUCAUUAUUCCACAAGGGCUGUUGAGAAGGAGCUACAGAGAAAAUCAAGGAUCACUGAAAACAAUGGGACCCUCCAGUUUUUGUCGAACAGGAAGAGACUCCAAAAUGUAGACAGACUUUAAUUUCCUCUUUCAGAGAUAUAAGAGAAAAGCUUGUAACAUCUUGUGCUCAGCUGCAGUCAGAGUCGCAUAUUUCAGAAAAGCAUCUGCCAACUAAUCCUGUCCACUGCCUCUGCCUCUGCCUCUUUUAUGAUGAGCAAGCAUUGUCUCGAGCAUUGUCUCUCCAAUCUGCCUCUAGCAUGGCUGAUACAUACAGAGCCAGAGGACACAAGGUGAGGACACACAGUGGGAGAAAAAACACAGACAGACAGACAGACAGACAAAGUUGUUUUGAACCUUCAGAAAUGACCCAUUCAUGUGCUGCAUACGAAUGUGCUCUUUUGUAGCAACUCUAGGACGAGUUUUACCGUCACUGUUAAAAGUAUAAUUUCCUUUUGGAACUUCUUGGGGUUCUUCUAAUUGAAACUGUGGAGAAACACUUUAAGGUGCUUUAAAAAAACCUUCAAGAAAGUAUAGGUUUCACAGUUUCAAGCAGAAUAGAAUCAAACUCUUUUAAUGUCAUCACAUUAACACAGAUGUACACAGGUGCUAGGUCACUGUAGUUAAAACCCACAAUAACAAAACACAAUAGGUACAAAUAGAAAUAAGAAACCUACAAUUUCACACAUAACUUACACUAUACAGACAUAAUUGCAGUGUAGAAAUGCUAUAAAAAAAUAAUACAUAUACAGAAGUAUACACUGCCAUCUAAAUAUAGACAACUGAAUGCAUGCGAAUCCAAGUAUUUGACAGGGUGUAUGGGAUAAAAGUGUUGGUGGGUGCAGUGUGUCUGUAAGUAGGUACCAUGUUGAGUGCAUAAUGAGUUUAUAAGGGAUGGAGAUGUAGUAUAGAUGUAGUAAGAUGGAUAAGAAGAGUUUAAGGUGUGUUUUGGGCUAAACGUUCCUGGGGAAGAGGCUGUCUCUGAACUGACUGGUUCUGGUCUUCAAGCUUCUGUACUUCUCGUUUGAUAUGAGAACAGGUAGUGGCUUGGUUGGGGGUGGUCCUUUAUGGUCCUUGAAGAACCCCUAAAACUUCCUCAAGGAACUUAUACUUCUACCAGUAAAUGAAUGUAUAUAAUCAAUGGAGGAGGUGACAAAAUGAUGAAGUGAUGAAGCGAUAAAGUUGCCUAAUGUUAGUUUCUUGUGGAGGUGUUAAAAUUUGCUGGACUGCAUGGCUGUACAUGGUGUGUAAGUCUCUGUUAAUGAUAAGCUUAAGGUGUUUGUUGGAUUUGAUCAUUUAGAUUAGAGUUUCUCAUUCUCAUUCCCACCUUGCAGAGGUUACAUGCCCCACUAAUUACACUUUAGGUAAUUAACUAAGCCUUUAGGAACAUGUGAAUGUUCUAGACUAAGGUGAAUUAGAUAGAUCUUUAGUCUCCAGGACCAGAACCGAGCACCCCUGAUUUAGACUUCUCUAAUUUGUCACUUCACUAUGUCAUCAUUUAUUUGUAUUAAAUUGUGGAAAUAUAGUUAUAAUGUUGGCAAAAAUUAUGAGGCAGGGCUAAAGAAUGCUGCACUGACCUGUGGAUGUGUGUGUGUAGGGCCUCUUGUAUUAAAUGUGGACAUGAUUAUAUAUAGUUCACAUGUGACACUGUGGAUAGAGUUGAAUCAAAUAUUCAGCCUCCAGACAACUUCAUAAAUAGAAUGCCUCAUCGAUCUGAAACCAACUAUCAGGACUCAUUUACAAUCUAACUGCAAUUCACAUCUCCUUGUCAUGAGGAAACUAGCCAAUGUUCUAUACCUUAACCACAAGAUAACACCUCACAACAUAUACAGGUUUGGAUGUCCCCUGCAGGUAGCGCUGCAUGAUACACUUUUACCGACAGCUAUCCCAUAACUUUUGGCAUGCCAGUGCAUGUUUUUUUUUUUACAUUUGCAUGGUGAGAAAUGUGUUGCCAUUACUACCCUGUGUCUGUUUUAGAAAACUCAUUUUUAGAAACUCAAUUAAACAUAGCAGUUCAAAAUUUCCACCCAUUAGCUUAAAUAGGACUAUUUCCAGCAUUUUGGAAAGCUUGUCCACCCUUGCUACAAAAGAACACAUUAGUGAGUGCAGUAUAAUUAGGUUAAUUUGCUAUUUUUAUGGACUUCUGGUUCAUUCACUGUGGGUCAAGUGGCAUUUCCUGUUAAGCCAAGACUGUUCAGCAUCAACUGCAUUUUUUUGGGGAAAACAGCAUUUUGACCACCUGCUUGUACAAUACCAGCCUAAUUUUUUUUCUUACAAACUUAGCACAUUUAUAGCCGUAAUAUUACCACUGCUGUGUACAAUAUCAUCUGAUGUGUUUUAACAGUGAACAUGAGUGUUGAACAGUGUACAAAGGUUGAUGAUUCAAUCUAGUGUACCUAUAUGUAAAAUGUGAUGUACAGUAAGUAAAACAUGGUUUCUCUCUCGCUCUCUUUUAAAUGAGGUGCCCUGAAAGCAUUCUAGCAUUGUUGUGAUACUGUUAACUGUAAAAGUAAUUAAAUCAAUAAAAACUCAAGAAUUACAGGGCUGUAAGAAAUGUAAAGGGGCUGAAGAAUACAUUAAACACGUCAGAAGUAA
Messenger RNA from Astyanax mexicanus (Mexican tetra), 4931 nucleotides. RefSeq names its product gdnf family receptor alpha 1b (gene gfra1b). Gene Ontology annotation, biological process: nervous system development. Lineage: Eukaryota; Metazoa; Chordata; Actinopteri; Characiformes; Acestrorhamphidae. The record is from RefSeq and is a predicted model, not a curated record. Gene Ontology annotation, cellular component: signaling receptor complex; external side of plasma membrane. The coding region runs from base 607 to 2007 and encodes 466 amino acids. The transcript has 9 exons. Gene Ontology annotation, molecular function: signaling receptor activity.